AUGUCAAGAGCAUUCUGGAGACUGUGUGAACUCCUGGCCCACCAGGGCCAGCAGGAGCUGCCUACUACUUUCCCGCCAGAGACAGAAGAAGAGCUUCAGCGACUAUAUGACCAAGUGAGCGGCCGCCAGAGAAGCAGAAGUACCGGAGGCGGGGAAAACGAAGUAGGAGCUACGGCAGAAAUGGGCAGCAAUAGCGGAUCCGGCCUUGCUGAUGGCAAUGCGAACGACGCCUUUGACACUCAAACUCUCAAAUCCUCAAUAUCUAACCUAUCCCAAGAUAACUCACCCAUGUUUUUCGACGACAACUCGGCAUCUAUUAUCAACUUCAAACCAACAGAACCGCUGCGAAUAACCUGCCUCACCAUAGGCUCUCGCGGUGAUGUUCAGCCUUACAUCUCGCUCUGCAAGGGCUUGCUAGAAGAAGGGCAUAAACCCCGGAUAGCAACCCACAAGGAGUUCGAAGGCUGGAUAAGAGAGCACGGUAUCGACUUUGCACCGAUCGAUGGCGAUCCCGCCGAACUCAUGCGAAUAUGCGUUGACAACGGCAUGUUUACAUAUGCUUUCUUAAAAGAAGCAUCUGAAAAUUUCCGCGGAUGGAUAGACGACCUCCUUGCCUCGUCCUGGAAGGGUUGUCAAGACUCUGAUGUCCUGAUAGAAUCACCCAGCGCCAUGGCUGGAAUUCACGUUGCCGAAGCUUUGGGGAUACCAUACUUCCGUGCCUUCACUAUGCCCUGGACAAAAACAACAGCUUAUCCUCAUGCCUUUGCUGUCCCAGACCGCAAUCUAGGAGGUACUUACAAUAAACUAACAUACGUCGUUUUUGAUACCGUAUUUUGGAAGGCUAUAUCUGGACAAAUCAACCGAUGGAGAAAGAACCAACUUAAUCUCAAACCUACCAGUCUUGACAAGAUGCAGCCGGAUAAAGUGCCUUUCCUAUACAACUUCUCUCCUUCGGUCGUACCUCCUCCCAACGACUAUUUAGAAUGGGUACGGGUGACUGGCUACUGGUUUUUGGAUGCAAAACCUGACUGGACACCACCAGAAGACCUUGUUGCCUUUAUUAGCAAGGCAAGAGCCGACAAGAAGAAACUGGUCUACAUUGGAUUCGGCUCCAUCGUCGUCUCUGACCCUGCUGCCAUGACAAGAACCGUCAUUGAUUCUGUCCUGAAGACCGGUGUGCGAUGUAUUCUGUCCAAAGGCUGGUCCGAUAGGCACGGCGAUCCACGGAGUUCGCAAAUGGAAGUUGAUCUCCCUUCAGAUAUCUAUAAAAUCGACUCUGCUCCCCAUGACUGGCUAUUUGCCCAGGUUGAUGCCGUUGCUCAUCACGGUGGAGCUGGUACCACCGGAGCUAGUCUUCGAGCCGGCGUACCUACGAUUGUGAAACCUUUCUUCGGAGAUCAGUUCUUCUUCGGCAUCCGUGUGCAGGAUUUAGGCGUCGGUAUUUGCAUGAAGAAGCUAAAUUCUGCUACCUUUACCAGAGCUCUGUGGGAAGCAACCAAUAGCCAGCGCAUGAUAAUAAAAGCAAAGCAAAUAGGCCAACGGAUACGUCAGGAAGAUGGCGUUGGCAAAGCUAUCCAGUCGAUAUAUCGCGAUCUUGAAUACGCCAAAACUCUCACUUAUCUGCGCCGUUCUGCUGCGGGCAGCCCGUCCAAUGAAGGAAUUGAAGAGGAGAACAAUGGAGAUUUCCUAGAUGGAAUCGAAGAAUCCUGGACUUUCGUCGGCGACGAUAUCUUUGCUAAAGCCCAGGAUCCCAGUAGUGACCUUUCCACUAUGAUGGACGGUGCUGCGGCGGGAACUUUACCUCCUCCAGACGAUGACGAAGAUGAUGUUGCUUGUUAA
Trichophyton benhamiae CBS 112371 is the source of this 1839-nucleotide messenger RNA. RefSeq names its product UDP-glucose,sterol transferase, putative. The coding region runs from base 1 to 1839 and encodes 612 amino acids. Gene Ontology annotation, molecular function: hexosyltransferase activity; UDP-glycosyltransferase activity. Gene Ontology annotation, biological process: carbohydrate metabolic process. The record is from RefSeq and is a predicted model, not a curated record. The transcript has 2 exons. NCBI's taxonomy places the organism in Eukaryota, Fungi, Ascomycota, Eurotiomycetes, Onygenales, Arthrodermataceae.